AUGACUCCAAAAAAUAAAUUAACUAAUAUUUGUGCAGCCUUAACAUUAGAAAAAGCCAAAGAAGACAUUGAAAAGGAAUACAAAAUAGUUAAAGAAAAAAAUCAAAAUAUUAAUUAUGAACCAGAUGAUCAAAGUUUGAAUGAAGGAAAAGAAGUAAAGAAUGCUGUUUUGUAUGAAAAUAGUGACGAAGAAGAAAUUAGAAAAUGGAGAGAAAAAAGAUUAAUGGAAUUUAAGAAAAAAAAGGAAUUAAAAAAAGAUGGAGUUUAUAUUGAAAUAAGUGAAAAAGAUUUUUUGCCUACAGUUCUUAAAAAUUAUAGCGUGAUUUGCCAUUUUUAUGAUAACACUUUUAAACGUUGUGAAAUUUUACAUUCUCAUUUGAUUAAACUGGCUAAUAUACAUCUAGCAGUAAAAUUUAUUAAAGUUGAAGCAAAAAAUUGUCUAUUUUUUGUGAAAAAAUUAAGCAUAAACACUUUACCAAGCUUAUGCUUAUUUAUUGAUGGUGUUCUCGCUCAUACUUGUGUUGGUUUUGAAAAUUUUGGGAAUAAUGAUAAUUUUAAAACGAAAGAUUUAGAAAGAUAUUUAUUUAAAAAAAAGGUUAUUAGUAAUAUGGAAUAUACAGAAAGCGAUGAAGAAAUUUAA
Messenger RNA from Plasmodium relictum, 639 nucleotides. RefSeq names its product phosducin-like protein, putative (gene PhLP2). Gene Ontology annotation, cellular component: cytoplasm. The record is from RefSeq and is a predicted model, not a curated record. NCBI's taxonomy places the organism in Eukaryota, Apicomplexa, Aconoidasida, Haemosporida, Plasmodiidae. The coding region runs from base 1 to 639 and encodes 212 amino acids. The transcript has 8 exons.